CCUCUCCUCUUUUCUUUUUUGACAGUCAGUUAAUAAAGACUCAACAAUAAGCAGCUGCCUGUGAUGUCAUUUGGGACUUUGUCCACAGAGCUUGUAUUUACAAGUACUGAGCAACUACAUAGCAGCAGAAAACCCAACUAUCAGCAAACUUCAUGUCUGCUGUUGCUGGAGGACUUCAGUAGUGCUCUGGAUGGUGCAGAAAGCUAACUCUGUUCUUCAAACCACAGACUUUUAAAGCUUGGUAAAUAAACACUGGAUAAACUCAAGAGAAUUUCUGGACUGCAAAGACUUACGGAUCUGAGUUCUCCAGGGCUGGCAUGUUUUGACUGAACUGCUGCAAUGAUACUGGAAACAGUCUGAAGCUUCUAGUAGAUCAGAAGGAAAACAAAUAACCUCAGCUAUGGAGAGAAAAAGACUACUACAGAAAAGGGAAAUUGGGAAAAGACUUUCUCUGGACAGCAGCCUUGUGGAGUAUAUGGACUCAAACAAAUACAUAGAGCAUCUAGUGACUCAGCUAGAGGAACAACGCUGGAAUUUAUGGAGGCAAAAGCUGUCUGUGGCUCGGCUGCAGCGAGAAGUUGCACAAAGUAAGAGCGAAGGAACCAUGCGUGAGAAACUGAUACAUGAGUUGGAGGAAGAAAGACAUUUAAGACUCGAGAGUGAAAAACGAUUACGGGAGGUAACACUGGAGUCAGAGCGUAACAGAGCUCAGAUGCGUGGCCUACAAGAGCAGUUUUCCAGAAUGGAGGAAACGGUGAGAAAUCUGCUACAGAGCCAAGGAUCCCCAGGCCAGAAUGGAGAAGGAACUGUCAAUAUCAUGAAGGCAUAUCAGGAAAAACUGUCAGAAGACAGUAGGAAAUGCAAAGAAGGCAUGGAAAAAAAUCACACAGCAGCAGAUGAAGAUUCAAGAAGUGAAAGCAACAGCACUGAAGAGGAAAAAGAAAAGACAAAAUUGCUAUUGGAGCGUUUGAAAGCUCUGGAGGCAGAGAAUUCAGCACUGGCUCUUGAAAAUGAAAAUCAGAGAGAACAGUAUGAAAGAUGUCUUGAUGAGGUAGCUAAUCAGGUUGUUCAGGCUCUACUUACUCAAAAGGAUCUGAGGGAGGAAUGUAUAAAGCUGAAGACAAGAGUUUUUGAUUUGGAACAACAGAAUCGGACGUUAAGUGUGCUUUUCCAGCAAAGAGUCAAACCAGCUUCUGACCUCCUCCUUCAGAAACUCCAUUCGCGCAUCCUAGACCUCUCAUCUGGAGAUUUGCUGUCAGAAGUAGAACGGAACAGAAGCUCGGUGCAGUUGCGACCUGCUGAUGCUCAGAUUCACGAAUGCCAACAGAAUGUGAAAUCCACUAUACCUGUCUUGAAAUGCCACAGUCAAUUAAAUGUGACAGGUCCUAACCGCCUAUAUCCCCGGAGCAGCUGCAGUAGCAGUGAACUCUCCCUUUCAAGUGCUUGCAGUGAAUAUUCCAGUGGUUCCUCCUACACUUGGAAUGAUGGGAAGACAUGCAGCAAAAGGUCAUCCGUGAGCUGGGAUAAAAGAAUAAGCAUUGGUUCUUCACUCCCAAGCAACCUUUCUAGUCCUGCAGAUGAUCUGCCUCCAACUCGUAUCAAGGAAAACCAUAUCCUAGAAGGACUGAAGAAAUUACAGAGGCAAAAAGUAUUACUUGAAUCACCUUCAGUAAUAUCGAAAUGGGGUUACAAAGAUUGCAUGAACUCCAACGAAGGAAUAUAUUCCCCUGGAGUUAAAUGUGGCAGCCAUCAUGAGCAGACUCACUGUAAGCCAAUGGAAAUAGGAAGUAUUUGCACUGAACAUAACAAAACUUUCUCUUACGAUUCAGAUUCACAUGAUGAUGCGGAUGAUGAUUCUUCAUCUUUAUUGUUGCUGCAGGAAUUACCAAGCAAAGACUGCAGGAUCUAUUGUAAUAAAUUAACUCACAGUGUUUCUGACAGUCUCUUUCACUGGGAUCCUAAUAGGAAACAUUUUCCAGAAAGAAGUUCAUAUUUUAAUUCAAAGGAAAGACCAGAAAAAUUGACUAGUUUUGUCAGUGGAUUUCAGGCGGAAGUAGAAUCAUGCACCAGAACAAAGCUGCCUGAUUUACAGUUAGAUCAAAGCCUUGCUAAUAUAGGCUGGAAGGACCUUAAUUUUCAGCUUUCAGAUACUGAUGACAAUGAAGUCUUGGAUGAAUUGCAUAUAGAAAGCAGUGAUGAGAAAAGUCCAUCAGAUUUAUUAGCAACUCCUUUUACUGAGAAGUACACAAAGAACUCUGACGAGCUCGUAGUCACGGAGAAUUCUCAGUUUGUACCUAGUGACAAAGAGGAAGGACAGACAUCUGUUCACUCAGAUAUUAGGCCAAAGACAUGUAAUUUCAUUAAACAACAAAAAGUCAUAAAAAAGACUUCUUCUGAAGAGUGCAUUACAGUAAUAUUUGAUGCUGAGGAUGGUGAGCCCAUUGAAUUCAGCUCACAUCAAAUUGGAGUUGUCACUGUAACACGAAAUGAGAUAUCAAUCAACCAACCAGAAAGUAGGUCCAGUGCAGAAUAUACUGAACUUAUACCUCAGGGAAUAGCUAAUUUGCAGACAGGAGCAAAUGCUAGAGACUACACUGUUUUGGAAGGACCUGAAGACAAAACUAAGAAACAGCCUCUCGAAGAUAAUACAGGGAAUAAAAAUACAGUUGUCUCCAUGACCUGCAGUGAAUCUUCACCGUGUGGAAGAGUAAUACUGCAAAAUGCCCCACAACAAAAAACAGUGAAGCCAGUGUAUGAUGUAUCAUACAAGACCAAUUCAAGCCCCAUUGUUCAUGCAGGAAUCAAUCAAAAGCCAAUCUUGACUAAAAUACCCAGCAGAGGUAAAUUUUCUCCACAAAAAAACAAGAUGACAGAGAGUGAGGAGGCACCUGCAGCUACAUCAGUGACCUCUGCAACCCUUGAAAAAUCACCUGCUCUGCCACCUGUAAAGCUUUCAAGACUCAAAAAGGCACAAAGUCCACCUCGUAAUUUUGAUUCAAAAGUCGACUUCCAGAUUCCAAAGCCCCCUGCCCACCCCCUGCCCAGCUCAAAGCGUCCGGGCAGAGGCAAUGGGACAAAGUACCCAAAGAGUCAGAGUCCAGCAUCACCACUGUUGCCUCAGCACCUUAUAGAGCCUACUGACUAUGGAGAACCUCCAACUAGAGACUCUAAUAAUGAUUUAGCAACUGUAGAAGCCAGGUCGCCAUCCCCACCCCUUCCUCCAGGCAGGUCAACAUCCCUAUUGAUUCGGCCUGAUUAUGGUCAUUCACCACCUGUAGCUAUGAAGUUAGGAGGAGCUAUUUCAGGUGAAACAGCAAAAAAUAUACUGAAAUCAUCAUCAUUAAAGGGAACUGCAAACUCUGGCAUCCAUAAUCAAUCUGGUCGUGAUAUGCAAGCAAAAAGUGUAUCUUCUGGGGCCAAAAUUGAGUUAUCUUACCUUCAAGAAAAUUCUGAAGCAAUUAUGCAAAAUAAAUGUAUAUCUCAGCAACCCCGUAGUGCAUGCCAAGGACUUUCCAAAGUUUUCACAAAGCAAGUCUGCCUAAAAAACACUAAUCAGAUGGGUCUCCACAGGAACCGUGAGUUUCUGAGCACAGAUUCUCAGACAGGCAGGUCCAAUCCUCUGGGUCCAUCACUGGAAAUAACUUCACAAGAAGCACAUUCCAGCAAGAAGGAUAUUUCCAGUGACAGUGGGGUUGAUCAGCCACAAAAGAUGCCAAACGUUCUCCCAGCAACUCCUCAAUGUCAUACAACAAGUGCGAGUGAGCCCUUGCUAUCUCAGGUAAAUAAUUCUCCAUUGUCAACACUGUUUCAUGGUAGUGACACUGCAAAUGCGACACAAAACUCUAAUGAGAAAGGAGUGAAAACCCGUCUUCCUGUAGGACUGAAAUUAUUUGUCAAAUCUCCUCAACUUCUCCGAAAGAGCUCCACUGUCCCAGGGAAGCAGGAAAAAGAUAGUAUAAAUGCAGCUUCCAAAAGCCACGUGAGUACAAGUAAGUACAAGCAAAAUGAAUGUGCAGCCACCAAAAGUGCAAUGGGUGCUGAAUUAAAAGACUCUAAGUCUGAUAAUGAAAUAAAAGAUAAUUUUACUGUGAGACUUAGUAUGGAUACGGCAUCACCUCAUUCACAUGAAAAUGAUAGCUUGGUGGUAGACAGAGUAGAUGAAUUAGAAAGAAAAUUAGUUAAGAGAUCUUUUUCUUCUAGCAACAAGUCACACUUGAAACCAGCUCUGGGCAUGAAUGGAGCGAAAGCUCGAAGUCAGAGUUUCAGCAUUCAUACAGGAGAAAAGUCAUCUGCCCUUGUGACAGAAGGUCUUGGAAAAGUACGGACUCAGAUCAUUACAAACACUUCUGACAGAGGAAAUUCUCUAACAAGGCAGAACUCAGCCAUGGAAGGACUUCAAAUCAAGGUCAUUCCUGGGUCAGCAGCAACACAAGAGACUCUUUCAAAUACUUCAAAAAACACAGAAAAUUCUUACUCUAGACAAGGUUCUCUUGGAAAUAAUAGCAAUAACCAGCAUGGAAGCCCAAGCAAACUGCCAUUCAGAUCAUCUCCAAAAGUAGACUCGUUUCGAAACACUUCAAAAUAUGAUGGAAACAAAUCAUUUUCUGUGAAAGAUGCACGCAGUCUAUCUGUCCAGAGUGAGAAAAGCAGUGAAAAUUUAAAACACGAAGCUCUAAAUAAAAAAAGUGUUUUGCCAGCAGAAUUGGAGUUAGAUGCUCCAGCGACUGUAUCUUCCAAACAGAUUUCAUCAUUUCAUAGCUUGGGUGGAAUAAAAUGUCCACAUAAACUGGAAGCAAUAAAAUCACAGAGACAGCAGAUGUCUUUAAAGUUAGCAGAAGCCUCUCAUGUUACUGAUGUUUUUAGUUCACCUGCUCUACAACCUACAAUAGAGGAGAAGGUCAUGUUGUGCAUCCAAGAAAAUGUCCAGAAGGGUCAGGAACAAAACAAAUCUCCCACUGUAGAGACUAAACAAAAGACUGGGCCCUCUAUAGCUAGUUGGUUUGGCUUUCGGAAGAGUAAGCUGCCAGCACUGAGCAGCAGGAAACCCGAUGUUCCUAAAACAAAGGUAGAAAAAAAAGAACCAAGAGUUUCAGGAUUUGGAAUUAAGCAGUCAAAAAUAGAGAGAAGAAAAGAAAAAAAGCAAACUGAACAACACUGUGAAGUGGAAAAUGAAAUUAACAGGAAAACGGACAGCGGGGACUUUUUAGAUGAUGCUGUGGAGUUUAAAAUUUUGAAGCCAUCACGAAGCACAUCUGGCAAGAUUGGAUGUGAACAAAUCAGAGGGUCCACCUCAGCUACAUACUUACCAAAAGACAGUUUUAUGAAAGAGCUUUUGAACAGAGUUGAUAAGAAAGCAGCUCAGCAGACAGAAAGUGGAUCAAAUAAUGUUUCCUACAGGAGUGUGUCGAAGGGCAGCUCCCAGGGCUCCUCUCUUCACAGCAACUCUAUCAGCUCUCAAGGAAACCACAAGAAAAACAGCAACACGAAAGCUGAUAUGGAAAUGCAGAAUCAGACCCUGGCUAACGUAGUCACAGAAAACCUGCAAGAAGAAGAGGAGGACACCAUGACAAGGACUACAUGUCAGAGUCAUGUGAUAGAGUCUUGCUGCCAGAUGAGAACGCUGGACAGCGGGAUUGGAACCUUCCCACUCCCCGACUCAGGGAACCGAUCUGCGGGGCGACACGUGUCUAAGCAGGAAUCGACCUUGGAAACAGAAGCCCUCACACCGUCUGAGCAAGUUCUUCUUUCAGCUCCUUCAGUAAAAGCCAAAACUCUUGAGCGAGAAGUGCCUUCAACAGCUAUGAGUCAGGAGUCUGUGGAAAGCAUAAUUAGUCACUCAACAUCUGAUCCAGCCAUGACUGCCAAAGGUAUACGACCUUUUCAGAGUCGCCUUCCAAAACCAGAUUCCUCAGGAAUAAUUAACCUUGCAAAGCAAAGUGAACGAGAACCAAGUUCUGUGACCUCUACCUCAUUAGAGCUUACUGAAGAAACUGUAGAAAAUAGAAAAGCUCUUUCAGAUUGGACAACCAAGAAAACUACAAAAACAAAGGACAGAGCUCUAAGAGUGUGCACUUACUCUGCCAGCAGCAGUGACACUGAACCGGAGCCCGAGUAUGGAACAAAUUAUUUUCGAACUGCAAAGGAGACGUUAGUAGAGUUAACAAAGAGCAACAAACAAGCUGAGCAGGAAGAGCAGAAGCAGAGAAGGUCAGUUCUGGGGAACCCAAUGUCAAUCUUGGAUUUAUACCAACACAGUCUCUAUGGCCAUUUUGGAGAGGAUGGACCUGAACAAUUAACACAUUUCAGUUUAAUUGAGCAGCUGAGUGGACCUUCCAGUAAAGACAGCAAAGGCAAAGAAAGCCCAACUCUCAGUUGAUGUACCUUGGGUAUUCAGAGGUAACCUGAAGUGAAUCUGGUCCAGAGCUCAAAAGAGAGGAUUACUAGUGUGGAAAAUUACUACCCACUGCCAACUGCCAUUUGCAGUGUAAGUCUUGAAGAGCAAUUCCGUUUUCCAUCAGUAUGCUGGGUGACUGACAUGCAGAUAUUACAGGCCAGGAACUCAGACAUCACUAGAGUGAGGAGAUAAGUGCCCUUGUAAUUACCAAAAUAAAUAGUCUUGUUCAAAAAAGCCAAAGGUGGGGGAUGAAGACAGGUAAGAACACAGCUAAUACGUAGGAACAAGAGUCUGAGAAUAGCUCAACCAUACAGAAAAAUGACCCCGAUUACUGAAAAUGUCAGUGAAAUUACAUGUUGUAUGAGUAUGAUCCUGCAUUUACUGGAUUUGAGACUUUUUUUUUUUUUUUUUUUUUUUGCUACGGUCUAAUGUUGGAUAGAAUUUGUCUAAGAGCUCAAUUUUGCAUUAGCUUUCAAAAAUCAUUAUUUUACUAUGCUUUUUCCCCUCCUUGAUGCUAUUCUAAUUGGAUGUCUCAAUUGAAAAAAGAUUCCUCCAAGCCCUUAGUCUAGGCUAAAACUGUAAUCCAUUGUUUAUAAAGCCCAUUCUUUGUUGAAACAAGCAUCAAUGCCUUCAUCAAAAUAACUCCUCAGCAGGAAAAACCUCUUUAUACUAAAAUAUUGUGUGGUAAAAUUAACUCUGAUGGCUGAUCAGUGGAGGUGAGGACCACAUUGUUCCAAUAACGUUCAGCAGGUUAUCGCUGACAAAAUGCCCCUAAAAAUAAAGGAAUAGUAUUGAAUUUAAAAUGUCUCUCAUGUCCAAUAACUUUGUUGCCAAACUUAUCUUUCAGCGUGAUUUUUUUUUACUGUGCUUUUUUUUCCCUUCGCUGAAAAAUAAGUACAAUUUUGUUAUUGAACUCCCUCCGUGAGUAAAGCUAAAAGGAUCUCUGAAAAGUAAAGCAAAGUAUCCUCUGCAUGCCUUGUUCAUGUUCAGUCUCUUAUGUUCUAAAAACUGAGGAUCAGCUUCCUUUCUCACCAUGGAUGCCUCUUCCUUAAUGCCAUGUGAUGAGCCUCGGGUUGCAGUGAGCAUUGCUUCUAGUGGGCAUGUUCCUUCUGUGAGAAGCAUAAUUGGUCAUUCUACCAAUGUGAACAGAACCAGGUCCUGAUUAUCUUCUGGAAAAAGUAUGUAUUCAAUUUAUUUUCUUUUUAAUAUAUCCCCCUGAACACACUUGACUGAGCACCUGUAUAUUACCAAUGUAAUUACCAGUUUCCAGGGGAUUAUCACAGAAUCACAGAAUGGCCAGGGUUGGAAGGGACCUCAAGGAUCAUGAAUCUCCAACCCCCCUGCCACGUGCAGGGCCUUUAUGCUUUAUUAUGCUGCCUUACAAAGUUUUAAAUAAACUUUGCCCACACAUUGCUGAUCCACCCUGUGGCCAUUCUGAUGCUUUGUGAGACAACAACCAUAUUUGUGACAUUCCUUUCAUAUUGAGCAAAAGGUAAAAGGUUAGACUUACCUUACCUUGAAGUUGGGACCUGAAAGUUCAUCUUUAUUAAAUUAUGCAGAAGUUCAGAGAGGGUUUUUAUAUGCCUAAUCAGGUCAAACAGUUUUGUCCUAUCAACAUAGAAGUCAUGUUCUUUGUAAAUUGUGAAGAUGGCAUUCUUGGCAUUAGAGUGCUGAAUGCACCCAGUCGUCUCAUCACUUUGUGAGAACUGUGCUUUUAAAAGCACAAGGCACAGUUCACUAAGACAUUUUAUCAUGUAAACCACACGAGGAUUCAAGCCAGACAAUGUAAGUCUCAGUUCCUCAGUCCCCUGUUCAUUAAGCAACAGCUAUUUUCUCCAGAUCUGCAGCUACGAGUUAUACACGGUUCAUGCUAAUCAGCUUUAUUUCCUCUAAGGUAAUUUUCUUACAAUUCAGGACCAUCAGGAAUGAUCUCCUAAAAUUUAAACAUAUUUCUAGAUUGUUACACUUAAAUACAUUGGGUGAGCUUUGGUUCUGUUUUGUUGUUUUUAUAUUACCCAUAAAGUCAAAUGUGGUCAGUAUUCACCCAUGUAUAUAUGGCUUUCUCAUACACUGCUGUGUGAGACUAAUGAGCUUAAAAAUACUCCAUAUCAAUACAUCUUUUUUUUUUCCCCAAGAAAAUAAGUUAGCAAGUAUUGUUUAUCUUGAAAAUCUGAUGAUGUUUCUUUGAGAAUGUCAUUUUUGUGCCAUCGCAAAAUAUCAUGGGGUUUCUGCUCAAGUGGGGAAAAGAAGUGUGAUUCAUUAUUUCAAUAAUUAUUUUACUGUCAAUUGAGAAAAUAGAUGAAGGCUUCUGAUGAUAUACAGGGGAGAGCAAGUCUUAACUUAUUAUUGAAGGUUAUGCUUUAAAGAGAAAGAAGUUCAAACGUCACAUUUUUAGCUCAGCUGUGAUACAGCAGAAGUCUGUAAUAC
Molecule: messenger RNA, 8821 nt
Organism: Lagopus muta (rock ptarmigan)
Lineage: Eukaryota; Metazoa; Chordata; Aves; Galliformes; Phasianidae
Gene: NCKAP5
Product: NCK associated protein 5
Exons: 20
Coding region: 401-6376 (1991 amino acids)
Biological process (GO): microtubule depolymerization; microtubule bundle formation
Cellular component (GO): microtubule plus-end
Source: RefSeq, a predicted model, not a curated record